Molecule: messenger RNA, 3271 nt
Organism: Cololabis saira (Pacific saury)
Lineage: Eukaryota; Metazoa; Chordata; Actinopteri; Beloniformes; Belonidae
Gene: mpl
Product: MPL proto-oncogene, thrombopoietin receptor
Exons: 13
Coding region: 1-1893 (630 amino acids)
Biological process (GO): cytokine-mediated signaling pathway; positive regulation of cell population proliferation; hemopoiesis
Cellular component (GO): external side of plasma membrane
Molecular function (GO): cytokine receptor activity; protein binding
Source: RefSeq, a predicted model, not a curated record
AUGGGGAAGGGGAAAGAUCUUCUUCUCUUAAAGAAUGAUGGGAACCCUAAAUGUUUCACUCGCACUACAAGGGAUUUCACCUGCUUCUUUGAGACUUUUGACAACAAAACUUAUGAUUUUCUCUAUAAAACAACAAGGCAGCCCACCAAGAGCUGUGAAAUGUCUGUCCAGAGAACAGAAGAGGGAGCUUUCCUGCACAUCUGCUCAUUUCCCAGAUUUGAUAUUUUCUUAUAUAGUAAAACAGACAUUCAAGUGGUGGAACGGACCAAGAAUAAGAGUCUCUACAAUCGAACCAUCUACGUAGAGGAUCAAUUGCUUCUCGAUUCUCCUUUCAAUGUGUCCUUGGACCCAAAUGGCCGUGUGGGAGAACUGCAGGUUUCAUGGCACACAAAAAGCACCCCAUACAUCAAGGAUAACUUGAUGUAUAAGAUUAUUUACUCCUCCAAGGCUGUUGGAAACAUAACAAAAGAGGUAAGAACAAUUUUGAGGGAGAUGCCGCCCCACACCAUCACACUGCUUCCAAAAGAUGCAACUCUAUCGACAACCAGAAACAACAUUCACCUCCUGCUGACACCAGGCGAGGAGGUUGAGGUCCAGGUUGCUGUCAAGUCUCCUGAUCAUUCAGAUGCAGGACAUUGGAGCAGCUGGUCGCAACCUGUGCGAGCUGCAGUUCCUCAAAGUGCAGAUGAUAUCUCACUAAUAUGCUCCACCCCGGACCUGCAGAAUGUCACCUGUCACUGGAAUGCUUCCAGAUAUGAUACAGAAAAUGAGUUCAAACUGUUCUACAAGAUGAGUCUCGGGGAAUCUUUGAACCGGGGCGACUGGAGCGAAUGUCUGGCUGACUGGAUCAUUCAUGACACGUGUCAUUUUCAUGGAAAUGUAUCAAGAAAAAUGAGGGUUAAGCUCAAAAGCACUUCAGCUUCAACCACCAGGACAUUCUUUACUAAAGAGUUCACACUCAACAGGUCCAUUAAAACACCCCCACCAGGUCAUCUGAGACAAGUGCAAAGGAAGGAUGAGUUGUGCCUGGAGUGGGAGGCCCCUAUCCCAACCUUGUCAGCCCACCUACAGUAUGAAGUUGACUUUAACGUCAAAGGACGAGAAAGAUGGAAGAUAGGAAAGGGCCCUGAGACUGAGACGUGUGUGAAGAUUCCAGGAGGAAGUCAGUUCAGCAUUAAGAUCAGAGCAAAACCUACUGGGUCCAUCUACGCUGGUACCUGGAGUGACUGGUCAGAAGUACUCACUGGUCACGUGGCACUCGACAAGAGCAUGCUGCUCAUUCUGUACGUCCUUGUUCCCGCGCUUUUCAUCUUCAUCGUCCUCAUAUGGCUUUUAUGCCUUUACCGAAGAAAGAUCAAACGGUACUUGUGGCCCCCGAUGCCCGACCUUCAAAAAGUUCUACAAGGCUUCCUGACAGAAAUCAACAAGCAGAAUUGGGACCCUCCUAUGGCAGGAAAGCAGUGCUUUGUGGAAACCAGUUCCUCUGUGGUGGAGAUACUGUCUGAAGCUGAGGUUAAAGGACCAGGGAAAGUAUUGGAAGAAUCCUCUGAACUCCUGUCUUCUGACGAAAGCCUCUCGAGUGAAGACCGGACAGAUGGCAGUUCUGCAACCGACAUCUUUCCGGACUACGUGACUCUGAAUAAAGACACUGUCAUUGUUUGCCUUGGAGGAAACAGUUACGUGUGUGAGCUGGUUGAAGAGGACGGAAAACCUCCGGUGGAAAAGGAGCUCCUGCAAACUUGUAGCUGUUCAUCUUUCAUCAACCCCUACCUGGGAAAUGAAAUAGUCAACCAGUCUUACUUGGUGAUGGCUGAGCCUGCAGACAGGAAGAGGUGCGAGAUCUGCGAUGACAGACGUCUCGGGAACACCUACACUAACCUGCCCAAUAACUAAACGCACAGUACAACGAGUGUACUUGGUUUUCAGCAAUGCACACUUAGGCUGUACUUACACUUCCGUACUGACUCUAGAGCACCAUGUAAAGGUCUUAGAGCAGGGGUGUCAAACAUACGGCCCGCGGGCCGGAACCGGCCCCCAAGGAGGUUCGAUCAGGCCCGCGGGAUAAUUUAAAAGUGAAAAAAUACAUAAAAGACAUGGAAUUAAAAUUUUUAAUAAGAUGCAAUUCAUGUAUUAUCCGCUAAGGGGUGCACUGUUUUGAUCAGAGUAGAAGACAACAGCGGUAUCAAUGUGCCAUCUGCUUCUUUAUAAAUCUCAUUUAAUCUUAAAUUGCAUUGCUGUAUUUUUCAAUACCAACUAACUGUUAAAGUUUUGUGCCUUUGCACAAUCAGUGGGAUCAGUUGCAAUGCAUAUAUGUGAAUGAUAAAAGUAAAUUGCACAUUUGUCUAAGGAAAUAUGAGGUGUUCCAUGAAAUGUUUUGUAAAAGGAAUGUUCAUUGAAUUUCAACGUUUUCCUAAUGUUCUUGUGCUUUUUUACACCAAAACAAAGGAAAGACAUGAUAUUUUGAGUGCGACUUCCAUACAUGCUAUAAUAUAGCAUGUAUGGUAUCAUUUUAAUGGUCCGGCCCACUUGACAUCUACCGAGGCCGUAUGUAGCCCACGAUGUGAAAUGAGUUUGACACCCCUGUCUUAGAGCAUAUAUAGGCUCCAUCCAUACGUCAUCUGUACCUGCCUAUUCCUAGUGGGGGUCACAGGCUCCGCGGGGGCCAGCUCUCUGCGGAUGAAAGGCAGAGGUACAUCCCGGACAAAUCCUGAGUCCAGGUUGAAGCUGCACAGAUAUCUGUACAUGAACACACUCUUUGGCUUUAGUAGUAAUGGAUACUGUCCUGCAGCGAACCAUCUGCUUGAAGAGGACGUCUGUGUCGGGUUUAGGGGGGGUCAAUCUGCUGAUUCAGAAGCAGACCAUCGAUUCUCCAGAAAACUUGUUCUGCCAAUUCACAGAUGCUUGUACAGUAGGUGGGAUGAAGCUAUAACAAGUGCAGCCAAUUUGUAAAUGUUUUUUUUAUGUUGCAUUUAAAUAUAUUACAGAUCCCAAGAGGAAAAAAAUGGGGCAAUGUAAAUUACAAAUAAAGACAAAAUGCAAUAACUGUCAAAUCUCCCAAUAAUUGUUAAAAUGAGGAACUCUACCAUCUUAUGACAAAAAAUUUUCAUUUUUAAACUUGAUGUGGCAAAGCUAUAUUUGUUCACUGCACACGGUCCAGUCUGUGUAUGCCUGUGGACUGAGGGGAGCAGUUAACGGAGUUUUGGGAGAGGAAUGUUGUCCCAUUCUGUCUGAUUUCAGAGAUGAGCUCCUCAACAGUCGACCGGUGCUUCUC